Molecule: messenger RNA, 1050 nt
Organism: Candidula unifasciata
Lineage: Eukaryota; Metazoa; Mollusca; Gastropoda; Stylommatophora; Geomitridae
Source: the annotation of a GenBank genome assembly
AUGUUUGUUAUCUGGUCGCGAUGGGCACCGCCACUGGAAAGACAAAAGCUUCUUUCGCUGUGCUUUUCUGGUUCGGUUUUGGGAAUAGUCUUGACCUACCCGACUGUGGGUAUUCUGUGUGAUCUUUACGAUGACGGCUGGAAGUAUGCAUUUUACUUAUCAGGUAUAGUGACAAUCAUCUGGUGUGUUCUUUGGUAUUAUUUCGUUUACGACACGCCCAGCCAACAUCCCCGAAUCAGCAAAUUGGAGAAAAUGUACAUUCGUCACUGUCUCAAGAAAGAUAUACCCCAAGAGGAGGCACAUACGACACCAUGGAUCGCUAUACUCUCAUCACCUGCCGUAUGGGCUUAUGUCAUCGGGCAUACGGCUGUUGGCUUCCAUUUUGUCUGCCUGAUAGCUUUAGCGCCCAGAUACUUGCAGGACGUUCACUAUUUCUCGAAUUUAACGGCUGCCGGAAUUGUUGCCAUUACUUACAUUGGGUUCUUCGCCUCCUGUAACCUCUCAGCAGCUGUCUACGACAAGAUCGUUGCAAGGAAGAUCUGCUCUGGAAGUGUUGCCAGGAAGACUGGCAGCUCUAUAGGGUUGCUAGUGCCGGCUGUCUUGUUAAUCUUUGCGGGAUUUUUAAACUGCAACCACAGUACCCAAGCGGUGGUUAUCCUGGCGGCAAUAAACACAGUCGCUGGCAUUCAGUUCGGAGCUGGUUAUCUUAUGAAUGUUUACGAAAUAGCGCCGCAGCACGCGGGGGUAAUCUUCGGCUUUGCAUCUACGAUUACGUCAUUGUCCGCGAUGGCGCCUCUUACACUAAUAGCCAAGUUGACUACAAGCAGACUUCGCAGCGGAUGGCAGAUUACAUUCCUCGUCCUUUCUGCUGUAUUUGUCUUGUCAUCCGUGAUGUUCAUCUUGAUUGGCUCCGGAGAACUCCAGAAGUGGGCCAAGACACCCGAAGACAUAAAAUACAGAAUGUCAGAAUUAAAAGUGAGCAGGAACAACGAGGAGAUUUCCAGAUUAAGCAACCGCUCAUCGCCUGUAGACAUUCAAGAAAGUCAGUAA